AUUCAAUUAUCCUAAAGUAUGUCAUAUGCCGAUUUGAAACCAGUCAAAUUCGAUUUCGACAUUCAAUAUCAACCAUCCAGCCAGCAUCCUCCGUACUAUAAUUCGUUUGGAAUUGCCGAGCCGGAUCCCCGUCAUAAUUUGUACGCACCAACAGCACCACCACAUCAUCAUCAUCACCACCAUCAGCACCAGCCACAACAACAUUUACAUUAUAUGAUUGAUAGUCAAGACUCAGAUAGUCAGGAUUCUGUGGACUCUUUCCGUACACCUGCACCGAUCUCGUCUGCAACAAGGUUUUCUACUCACACUCCUCGAGCUUCCAGAGCGUCGAGUAACGAUUCUGAGAGCGGAGAGCUUAGCGAAGAAGUUAUGAAUCAUUGGUUGCCAAUGACUUGGUGUGAACGAUCGUCGGAUGAUCCACAAGUUUUCACAUUCGUCUGCCUAUGGGGUCAAUGUGUGUCUAGCUCGUCGAGCAAGGACGAGUUCGUUGAUCAUUUAUUCGGCCACGUGUCAGUAAUCGAGGAAGGAGUUCAAAAUGGGAACCAUAUGAAUACUGUUCAGUGCAAAGUUCGCGGGUGCAACAAGCAUCUCGAUUCGAUAUUCCAACUCCACCGACACGUCUCAAUGCACGUAUUCCAAGCAGAUUGUCAGCAAAAAGGAUCAGAAGCACUGAUUGAAAAGGAAGAUUAUAUUGGAAUAGAGAGUUGUGGUUUUGAGCCAUGUACAAAUAUUAAUUAUGAAGGAAUGCUGCUGAAUUGUCAAUGGGAGGAUUGUGGAAUGCCGUUUAACUCAUUAACCGAACUGUUUGAUCAUGUCGGACAUCACAUUGAUGGUGUUGGCGAUGUUGAUAGAAUUCAACAGAAUUUUUCGAAUGGCGACAAAAAAGUGGUGUUCCCGUGUAAAUGGACCGCCUGCACACAAGUUGCCGAUUCAAAAGCCAAUCUCCGACGUCACGCUCGUCACCACAGCGGUGAGAAGGUGCUCGCGUGCCCAUUCUGUGCUCGAUUCUUCUCCCGACGCGACAAGCUCUACGAUCAUUGUCUCCGACGAACAAUUCUGAUGAAGAACCCGGAAAUGGAAGAUCCGUAUCUAUGCAAACUGUGUCAAAAGCGAUUUGGAACUGAAAAAGCGUUAUGUAUGCAUGUUACACGGCAUUUAGUCAGUCUUACGUGCCCACUAUGCUCACUUGGAUUGGGUUGCCGAGCAGAACUUCAUAGGCAUUUAAUGACAAAGCAUUCAAGACGAUCCAAAGAUUUCAAAUGUGAUACUUGCAGCAAAUUGUUCUUCACAGAGAGUGAGCUCAACCGUCACGCUGUGUACCAUUCUGACGUCAUGUACAGUUGCAAGCAUUGUCCGGAGAAGUUUAAGUGGAAGAAACAGCUCAUGAAGCAUAUGAAAGAACAUGAUGAGAAUUUCAAUCCAUCCCCAUAUACAUGCCAUUUGUGUGACCGAACAUAUACUACUGGAUUUGCAUUGGGACGCCAUUUAACCCGUCAACAUCGUCUCCAGAUACCCUAUGGAUUCAGUCGUUUUACUUACAAAAAGUGUGCCGAUGGACUUAUGCGACUUCAGACGAAAAAGUUGUUUAGAGGAGAGUCUGGAGAGGAUCAAGCCCAUCACCACCAUCAACAUGUUCCAUAUUAAAUGAUUAUUAAAUAUGUUAAAUUGCCCUCACAUAAUUUAUCCACCUUUAUGUUAAGGAAGAAGGGGGAUUUCGCUCAAAAAUACCACAGAAGCAACUAUUUCUGAAUUUCAGCUCACUUUUUUGUGGUUUAAAGCGAAUUCCCCUAUUAUCCACACCUCUCAUUUUAAUUAUUCUCUUUCAGUAAUAUUCUGAUCUCUACCCCUCUCAAUCGCAUGCUUUCUUUUUUUUUCCACCAAUUCUUACCAAAUAAUCGCCUUUUUUGUUCUAUUUAUUAUGCUUCUAUCUAUUCGAUCUCUCGCUCUAUCCAUUCUUUCCUUAUUACUACACCCCUCUCACCAAGUUGUCUUACAAUCAAUCGAUCGAUGCCCCAAUUCACUUUAAACACGUAUGCCACGUGUCUUCUCCCACAAACACAUUUGAUAUAUACUUGUACUGUUUGCAAAAUUUUCAAUGUUCUAAUUUAUAAUUUAAUAAUUAUUUCCUUUUAACUUUGGAUUUUUUUUUUCAAUUAUCUAAUCUGAAAUAAAUA
Molecule: messenger RNA, 2174 nt
Organism: Caenorhabditis elegans
Lineage: Eukaryota; Metazoa; Nematoda; Chromadorea; Rhabditida; Rhabditidae
Gene: hinf-1
Product: C2H2-type domain-containing protein
Cellular component (GO): nucleus
Source: RefSeq, marked reviewed